AAGACAUGCAUCAUACGCACGUCGCUCAUUUACAGUUGUGUACGUUGUAGAGAAAAGUGAGGUUAUAUGUACAAAAAGAAACACGCUGAGGAUUAGUUUAGAGGCUUAAUUAGACGAAAGACUAAGAAACGGACGGAAAGAGAAGUAUCAGGAAGUUAGAUAACUUUUUUUCAGAGUCAAUUCUAAUUUUUCUCGAGAAAUGGAUGACGAAGCUGAAACGUACAAAUUGUGGCGAAUAAGGAAAACAGUAAUGCAACUGUGUCACGAUCGAGGUUACUUGGUUACCCAAGAUGAACUGGAUCAAACUUUGGAGCAAUUCAAGGAACAAUUCGGUGACAAACCGAGUGAAAAAAGGCCAGCUCGUAGCGAUCUCAUAGUUUUAGUUGCCCAUAAUGACGAUCCGACAGAUCAGCUUUUCGUGUUCUUCCCAGACGAGCCAAAGAUUGGCAUUAAAACCAUUAAAACAUACUGUCAGCGUAUGCAAGAAGAGAAAAUCCAUAGAGCUAUUAUUGUUGUACAACAAGGAAUGACGCCAUCAGCUAAACAAUCAUUGGUGGAUAUGGCACCAAAAUACAUAUUGGAACAAUUUUUAGAAUCUGAGUUGCUCAUUAAUAUCACAGAGCACGAAUUGGUACCUGAGCACAUUGUACUCACACCAGACGAGAAGGAGGAAUUACUCACCAGAUAUAAACUAAAAGAAAAUCAAUUAAUGCGUAUACAGGCUGGUGACCCAGUGGCACGUUACUUUGGUUUAAAGCGUGGACAAGUUGUAAAAAUUAUUAGGCCUUCCGAGACUGCUGGUAGAUACAUUUCAUAUAGACUUGUGUGUUGACUCAGUGUUUUUAUGUUGAUAGACAAAUUAUAUAGUCUAACUUUCUAAAUUAAAGACAAGUUAGACUACAUAAUUUUUAUAAUUAUUGUGUAAGAUAAAGAGAAAAUAUAAAGUAUCAUUAUACUUUAAAAAUAAAA
Frieseomelitta varia is the source of this 969-nucleotide messenger RNA. RefSeq names its product DNA-directed RNA polymerases I, II, and III subunit RPABC1 (gene Rpb5). Gene Ontology annotation, cellular component: RNA polymerase III complex; RNA polymerase II, core complex; RNA polymerase I complex. The record is from RefSeq and is a predicted model, not a curated record. The coding region runs from base 200 to 832 and encodes 210 amino acids. The transcript is spliced from 2 exons. Gene Ontology annotation, biological process: DNA-templated transcription. NCBI's taxonomy places the organism in Eukaryota, Metazoa, Arthropoda, Insecta, Hymenoptera, Apidae. Gene Ontology annotation, molecular function: DNA binding; DNA-directed RNA polymerase activity.